AUGUUGAAGUUUUUCAAAAGAUCGGUUAAAAUCUGUUUUAGUGUUGAAAAGGGUUUUUUAACAAAAAUAAAAAAUACUCCGGGCGAAAAGAAACAAAAUGAGAAUAAAAAAACAGAACCUAUUGAAAAAUCACAUCAGCUGAAGAAUUCCGGCGAUGAAAAGAAGAUGCAUCAUUUUCACCGCUGGAAUGUGUUUCCACAACGAAAAAAAACUAAAAUGUUCUCGGAGCCCAGCGAACCAACAAUCAGGCGGCCAGAGACUCCCACGAUGAAUGGAGAAGAGACGCAGAGACAGAGAGAAAGGAGACUGGAGAGUGUUCUGAAGUUCGUUGAGGGAACAGAGAUGAACGAAUUUAGGGGGAAGAUGACGUGGCAAUUGGUGAUGAUGCACUUAUUGGAAGUCGUUAAACAAACAGGAAAUAUCAAUGCGAACACAGAUACAUCAAUUAAAGUCCAUCAAUUGGUAUCAUCUCGUGAGAAAAAGAAGAAAUAG
This is a messenger RNA of Caenorhabditis briggsae, 492 nucleotides long. Bases 1 to 492 code for a protein of 163 amino acids. The record is from RefSeq and is a predicted model, not a curated record. The transcript is spliced from 2 exons. NCBI's taxonomy places the organism in Eukaryota, Metazoa, Nematoda, Chromadorea, Rhabditida, Rhabditidae.